GAAAUCUAUAUAAAGGGUACGAUUUUUAAUUAUUUUAUCAUCAAUCUAUAAAUAUUUUUUCAGCAUAUCUAAAAAAUGGGCUUGAAAGGUAAGUUGAGUGCUUCUAUAGAAAUAAAUUGUGGAGGACACUUAAUGUAUGAUUAUUUAUACACCAAACCUCAUCUUAUACCCAACAUAACACCUAGCAAGAUACUGAGUUUUGAGUUUAUCGAAGGCGAAAUCAUAAAGGUUGGUUCAGUUAUUAGGUGGAAAUAUAACGAUGAUGGAAAAGAUAAGAUUGUAGAGGAAGUGUUUGAAGCCAUUGAUCCUGAAAGUAAAUCAAUCACUUCGAAAAUAAUUGGCGGAGAUAUGUUAGAGCUGUAUGAUUCCUUCACUUUUAUUUCGUCAAGUGAUCAGCAAUGGGCUACAUGGACAUUUCUGUACAAAAAGAAAACUGAAGAAACUCCGGAACCUCUUGCUCUAUUGGGUUUUCUCAUUGGUGUGACAAAAGAUAUAGAGAAUCACCUUCUCAAGUAAUAAUUAUGAAAAACAAAAUGUGUGUAUUUACACACAUACAUAUAUCAUAUAAUAAUAUAUAUGUGUGUUUGUGUUAUAUUAGCUAGCUAGUUUUAACUAGUUAGCUAGUGUGUGAAAUUAGUUAAAUUAUGUUUGAAGAGUGUAUUACAUAUAUGUACUCCCUCUCCUUCUAGGAAUUGUAUUUCCAAUGUUUAAUAUAUGUAAGAUAUAUUAUGAAUAAUUGUAAGUUUGAAAUUUACCUUUUUAAGUACUCUAUUAACAAAAACAAUGUUAUAUUUAAAA
Molecule: messenger RNA, 798 nt
Organism: Solanum lycopersicum (tomato)
Lineage: Eukaryota; Viridiplantae; Streptophyta; Magnoliopsida; Solanales; Solanaceae
Product: kirola-like
Biological process (GO): defense response
Source: RefSeq, a predicted model, not a curated record